Paramacrobiotus metropolitanus is the source of this 1760-nucleotide messenger RNA. RefSeq names its product BTB/POZ domain-containing protein 3-like. Gene Ontology annotation, biological process: neurogenesis. The record is from RefSeq and is a predicted model, not a curated record. Gene Ontology annotation, cellular component: cytosol. The transcript is spliced from 6 exons. Bases 112 to 1506 code for a protein of 464 amino acids. NCBI's taxonomy places the organism in Eukaryota, Metazoa, Tardigrada, Eutardigrada, Parachela, Macrobiotidae. Gene Ontology annotation, molecular function: protein binding.
AUCAUGCAGUAGCUCUUCGUUCUUUUCCAAAUCAAAAAAAUUAUAGCAACCGUUCUUAUUACUACGAUUUGAUAUGAAGUCUGAACGUUUGAAUUCAAAUCCCAGUACAAGAUGAAGAGUCUACGAUCACGAUGCGUGCAGGCUGCAGCUGACACUGGCAGUGACGACAGUGAGUCCCAAUCAAGUGACAGCGAGCCAGGGUCGCCAGAAGCUGCAGAACCUAAACCCCGACGACAACGACAACGGGGCAAGAUUGAGGGCGUGGAUAAGCGGAUGAAACGGUUAUUACGAAAGGAGGAGCUGAGUGAUGUACAGUUCACCGUCGGCCGAAACGUCAGCCAAGAGAAGACCUUCCGAGCACACAAGUGCGUGUUGAUCAGCAGUAGCGAUGUCUUCUACGAAAUAUUCUGCGAAAAUAAGGGUAACGAUACCAUCGACGUUCCCGAUAUUCUUCCUGAGGCUUUCGAAAACAUGCUCAGAUAUAUAUACACCGAUGAGAUCGACGUGACAGUGGAGGUUGCCUUGGCAACGAUGAAAUGCGCCGAGCAGUACGAUUUACCGCCGCUCGCUGGCCAUUGCUUCGACUCUAUUCUCCGGGAUCUGCAUGCCAGCGACCAAAACUGUUUACGACAUUUAGAGAAGGCGAUCACACUGGCCUUCGCUGACGACAGUGUACUGGAGAACUGCUGGCAUUAUGUAGACAUUCACUGUGAGAAAAUCCUCAAGUCAGAACAAUUCAGCGAGCUGUCGUUUACCAUGCUCCGCAUGAUGCUGCAGCGGGAUAGCCUCCUGGCUGAGGAGAACAGCAUUUACGUGGCAAUGGAUCGGUGGGCGACGGCUGCCUGCGCCCGGAGCAAUCUAGUGCCAUCGGCCACCAACCGGCGCCAAAUUCUGGGAGACUGUUUGUACCUAAUCCGAUUUCCGCUCAUGACCGACAUCCAAUUGGCUGACGGCCCUACUGACAGUGGUCUGCUGGAGCCAUCCGAAUUAAAGGACAUCUACAUGCAGAAGUACGCCACGACGAAACGCUCGCUCCAGUUUCCGGCACAACCGCGACAACUGCCGAUCAUCCGCGUUGAUGGCGUGGCGUUCAAGCACGACGAGGAGGUGUUCGUGAAUUACUGGCAGUAUUGGUGUCCCAGUGCAAGGGUGAUCGGAUUACGCGGGGACAUGGCCGUCUGCCUGGAAGCCGGUGGGGAAGAGCUGGUGAGACAGAGCCCGAAGCAUAUCGUUCGCGCAACCGACUACUUAGUCGCUUAUCGGCCCAUCAUGUACGGGAAUGCAGGCAGUUACAAGCUAGCAUGGUUUGUUAGAUUGGAGAAUGGCCAGCAUAUCAUCAGCUUGGCGGGCACUCAACGCCGCGUUGAAUUCAGUGAGAUAUUUUUGGACCCUGCGUAUGCAAGCUACUGGAAAUCAGCUACAUGUAGCGAUGGCGAUGAUAUCACGUUUCCGCCUCUCUUCGUUUCCACGAGGAAGCGUCCGCUGGAUGCCGCUGGUUUGGCUUGAGCUAACGCGAGUAGUCGUAUUUAGAAUUCCAAUAUUUUUGUUGCAUGUUUUUGGACUACGCUCAGUUUGCUGUAAGAUUGAUAACAGUACGCCUGAUUUAUGAAUUUUGUGCAAAAUGGUUCUACCAGUACAUCGAUGUAUGCUCUCUGAAUGCCUAUGUUUUAGAUGGGCACUUGCAGUUUUUGUCAUGGAUGAUUUUGUUGUUGAUUGUGGACAGUUACGAACUGAAACUGUCUAUCCGGGAUAAAAGCAAC